AUGGGACCACAUGAGUUGGACCUUUUCUUCAAACGCCUAUUUGCACUCCGUUGCCCAAAGGUCAUCAUACUUCUGGUGCUAUUGGUAAGCUGGAUGGAAGAUGAUGAGGGCACCCAAAUGGAGUAUGGACUUAUUGAAUAUUUCUCUGGAGUUGGGCGGGUAGCUCAAAUGGCGGAGAUGGGGGGUAUUCAUGCUGUGGCAUAUGAUUUUGAGUACUCAAUGCCUAAAGUUGGCAAGCGGCGUAGCAUGGACAUGAACUCGUCUGCAGGCCUUGUGCUAGCAAUCAAGCUCAUACUUCGGUCACGCUUCAACCAGCUGGUGUCUCUGUUUGCGACAUGCUGUAGCAGUUGGACACCUGUAAACAGAGGAACCGGUAAGAGGUGCAUUAUCACGCCGCAUGGAGAUGAACAAGUUCCUUCUGUUCGCAAAAGCAACAAACUCGUGUCAAGGUCAGUGAUUCUUAUGCUUUUGACCGUGGCUUCUGGUGGAACCAUACUACUGGAAAAUCCAUCCAACUCUUUGAUUGCUCUUCACGAUCGAUAUGUGUGGCUUGUACAACUUUUGUUGUCAUUUCAAAUCUACAUGUACAAGACCGCCUUCUGGAUGAAGAAACAUGGUGGCAUGACGUGGAAACGAACUUGGAUGUGGGGCUCGUCCCCCCAUAUAGAAUGCCUUGACCUGGGACCAUUGUUGCCCGCAGAGAAGCCCACAGAGGUCCGCACCACCAAAACAUGGAUUGACAAGGACGGAAAGAAGAGGUGGCAGGGGACUGACCAGCUCAAGGGAACACAGCGGUACACUUAUCGCUUUGCUGCCAAUGUGAUAAGAUUGGUUCCCCACUUCAUUGCUGCCAAGCCCUAUGAAGCCUUGCCUCCCGUAUCAAAGGACCAUACCGUUUUGGAGCUCUUCAAUAUGGCCUCCUAUGAGGAUACGUGGGAUCCAUGUUGUGACUUGGAGGAUGUUCUUAUUUACCUUCGGGGGAGCAAGAGACUCCGCAUUCCCAAUGAUGCCUGGAGGGCAGCUUUGCCCAAGCGCCUUCCGCUGGGAUGA
Durusdinium trenchii is the source of this 1050-nucleotide messenger RNA. The record is from the annotation of a GenBank genome assembly. Lineage: Eukaryota; Dinophyceae; Suessiales; Symbiodiniaceae.